AUGUUCUCCCUGCUUUUGGGUGCCCUGUGUGCCCUGGCGCCUACAGUUUCGGGAGGGGUCUCAUCUAGCGCCCAGCGCAGUGUACUAGGAAAUAAGCACGCUCUUGAUGCCGCCGCAACGUCGCCUUACUCGAUGAAUGUCACGGACUGCCCAGGAUACACUCUAGGGUCGCUUCAAGAGUCUGACAUUGGUCUUACUGCUCAGCUCACACUCGCUGGUCCAGCAUGCAAUGCAUUUGGACUAGAUAUAUCAGACCUCACCAUCGAAGUCACUUACCAGUCGCAGUCCACUUUACAUGUCAAGAUAUAUGACACUGCCAACCAACAGUUUACAAUCCCCGAGUCGGUGAUCGAACGACCUGCUGCGCCAACGACAUCUUAUACAGGCAGCUCUGACCUCAUGUUCAACUAUGAUGCAAUGCCUUUCGCAUUUUGGAUCACGAGACGCUCUGACCCGGACGCAAUGCCCUUGUUUGACACGAGAACUUCAUCACUUCCGCCGACCCCUAUUGCACCUUCCAAUGCAUCUGAUCCAAGUACAGCAUUCGAUGGUUUCCCUCUCGUAUUCGAGGAUCAAUACCUCCAGGUUACUUCAGCUCUGCCGUAUGGCACCAACAUCUACGGAUUAGGUGAAGUUAUUGCCAGCAGUGGAUUUAGGCGCGACAUUGGAACGGACGGGGGCGUCGGCACCAUCCAGACGCACUGGGCUCGCGAUGCUCAAGAUUUCAUUGAUCAAAACUUGUAUGGCUCCCAUCCAAUCUACGUCGAACAUCGGUAUAAUGUGACAACCGGAAAGGCCUCUUCCUCUGGUGUUCUUUUACUUAGUGCUGCGGGUUCAGAUGUCUUCCUGCAGACACCUCCGAACUCGAAAGUAUCAUUAAUCGAGUACCGUGUGAUUGGCGGUAUCUUGGACUUUUACUUCUUUUCUGGUCUCACGGAUACAGAAGUCAUUUCCCAGUACGGUUCAGUCAUCGGGUUCCCUACGUGGCAGCCAGCGUGGGGCUUUGGGUUCCACCUUUGCAGAUGGGGGUACCAUAACAUCAGCGAGGUUAGAGAAGUCGUCGCGCAGAUGCGCUUGGCGGACAUCCCCCUGGAAGUUCAAUGGAACGAUAUCGACUUGUAUCACGCUUACCGUGACUUCACUACUGACCCAGUCAGUUUCCCUGGGGAUGAUGUUCGUGAGUUCAUCCAAGAAUUGGCUGCGAAUCAUCAACAUUACAUCCCUAUUGUCGAUGCCGCCAUUGCUGUCACAGUGAAUUCAACUGACGUUUAUGAUCCUUUCACACGGGGAGUCGAAGAAGAUGUGUGGAUUAAGAAUCCAGAUGGGUCUCUGUACAUUGGGGAAGUCUGGCCUGGGUACACCGUCUUCCCGGACUGGUUCAGCGAAAAUGUGCUCUCUGUAUGGACCGACAGUCUCAGAAACUGGACGGACAUGGGUGUCGAAUUCUCCGGUAUUUGGCUCGACAUGAACGAACCAGCCUCAUUUUGUGGCUCCUCCUGCGGGACUGGCGCCAACUUAUCUACUCCUCCUCCCAAAGUCGUCGCCGCGGUCGUUACCGGGUACCCUGAAUGUUACAAUGAAACAGUAUGGGGACCUAGUGGGAACAUGACUAUCAACGGAACCUCUACAUAUUCAUGCGGAGGUAGUUCGGUAUCCGUGAUAGAAAAACGGGGUGUCGGUGCAGGUGGCGAACAACGCGUCGAUCUCAACAGCCCGCCUUAUGCCAUCCAUAACACGAUCGGAUCCCUUAACACUAUCACUGUGGCGACCAAUGCGACGCACUACGGUGGGUAUGCAGAGCUCGAUGUGCACAACAUGUUUGGAUUCAUGGAGGCGAAGACAACCAACCUUGCUGUUCAAUCAAUCCUACCUGGAAAGCGUCCGUUUUUGAUCGGCAGAUCGACCUUCCCUUCUGCUGGAAAGUGGACUGGUCAUUGGCUUGGUGACAACUACAGCAAGUGGCAGUAUAUGUACCUCAACAUACAGGGUGUGCUACAGUUCCAGAUUUACCAAAUUCCGAUGGUGGGUGCUGACACCUGUGGCUUCAAUAACAAUACCAACGAGGAAUUGUGCAACCGUUGGAUGCAGCUCUCGGCGUUCGUUCCCUUUUACAGGAACCACAAUCGCUAUGCUGCCCUUUCUCAAGAACCUUACCGCUGGCCAAGCGUAGCAAACGCAUCCCGCAUCGCCAUCGCUGCGAGAUACGCCCUGCUGCCGUACUGGUAUACACUCUUUGCCAAUGCCUCGAUGGCUGGUCUUCCGCCUGUCAGAGCGUUAUUCUACGAGUUCCCUGAUGAGCCUGAGCUCUUCACCGUGGACAGGCAAUGGCUCGUUGGAAGUGACAUCCUAGUCACUCCGGUGCUGACUCCCGGAGCCACGAUUGUUGAGGGUAUCUUCCCUGGUCGCGGUAGUGUAAUCUGGCGUGACUGGUACACUCACGCCGUCGUAAAUGCAACAUCCGGAGGAAAUACGACCCUAGAUGCCCCCAUCAGCCACAUCAACGUCCACAUCCGCGACAACUCUGCUCUGCUAUUGCACCACGAGCCCGGGUACACGACCUACGAGACUCGCGAAGGCCCCUAUGCGCUGCUCGUAUCACUCAAUGCAGCAGGCACUGCAUUCGGCAAUGCAUAUGUAGAUGAUGGGAUCAGUUUCCCACCUGGGCCAAGUCGGAUCCUGACGUUUCAGGCUGCCGAUGACACGCUGAAGAUUGAGAGCAAGGGUGAAUAUGCGAUUGAGCAAAAGUUGGAGACGAUUGCUGUGCUUGGCGUGCAGAAGCCAACGCAGGUCACGUUGCAAGGAUUGCCAGUUGGGGUGUGGACCUAUAAGGAGGCGACUGAAGAGCUAGUGGUGUCGAAUGCGACCGUCGACCUCAAUGGACAAUUUAUUUUAACAUGGAAGUAG
Molecule: messenger RNA, 2904 nt
Organism: Suillus paluster
Lineage: Eukaryota; Fungi; Basidiomycota; Agaricomycetes; Boletales; Suillaceae
Product: glycoside hydrolase family 31 protein
Exons: 19
Coding region: 1-2904 (967 amino acids)
Biological process (GO): carbohydrate metabolic process
Molecular function (GO): carbohydrate binding; hydrolase activity, hydrolyzing O-glycosyl compounds
Source: RefSeq, a predicted model, not a curated record